Messenger RNA from Zasmidium cellare ATCC 36951, 933 nucleotides. RefSeq lists its product as uncharacterized. Gene Ontology annotation, cellular component: nucleus; mRNA cleavage and polyadenylation specificity factor complex. The transcript is spliced from 2 exons. Bases 1 to 933 code for a protein of 310 amino acids. The record is from RefSeq and is a predicted model, not a curated record. Lineage: Eukaryota; Fungi; Ascomycota; Dothideomycetes; Mycosphaerellales; Mycosphaerellaceae. Gene Ontology annotation, biological process: termination of RNA polymerase II transcription. Gene Ontology annotation, molecular function: RNA polymerase II CTD heptapeptide repeat phosphatase activity.
AUGUCCACCGAUCCCCGCCGAAGACCCCCGCCGCCGCCUCCACCUCCACCAGAAGAACCACCGCAAGAAGAGCACGAGGCAAUGGCACAAAUGGACGCAGCAGGCGAGAAAACACAGGAUGAGCGGAAGACCAGUAGCGUGGAGAAGCAGGAUGAUGGGUUUAAGUUGCGGUUUUGUACGGUGUGUGCGAGUAAUAACAAUCGAUCAAUGGAAGCCCACCUCCGCCUCACAACCGCCCCAACGCCCUACCCCACCAUCUCCUUCGGCACCGGCUCCCUCGUGCGCCUCCCGGGCCCCAGCAUCUCGCAACCGAACGUCUACAACUUCAACUCCACCUCCUACGCAGCCAUGUACUCGGAACUCCUCUCCAAAGACCAGCGGCUCUACAACGCCAACGGGAUCCUGCCGAUGCUAGAGCGGAACAAGAACGUCAAAUGGGGCCCGGAGCGCUGGCAGGACUGGAAGGUCGGCGUGCCGCGCGUGGGGAAGCGGUGGCAUGUUCAAGAAGGGACCGAGGGGGGCGGCGCGGAGGCGGAGUAUAAAGACGAUAAAGGGUACUUCGGCACAGAGUCCGGGACGGUGGACGUGGUGAUUACGUGCGAGGAGCGGUGCUGGGACGCGGUGGUCGACGACCUGCUGAACCGCGGCGCGCCGCUGAAUCGCCCCGUGCAUGUGUUCAAUGUGGAUAUUAAGGAUAAUCACGAGGAGGCGCUGGUGGGCGGGCGGGCGAUUCUGGAGCUCGCGGAUGCGUUGAAUGCCGCGGCGAGGGAGGAGCGCGAUGUGUGGGUGAAGGGGGGCGGGGCAGCGAAUGGGUUUGAGAGGGGCAGUGCGGGGGCGAGGGGAGGGUUUGACGAGAGGGUGCCGGAAAUUUUGGAGAAGUGGCAGGAUCGGUGGCCGAAUUUGCCGGCGUUGUGGACUUUGGCUUGGUUUUGA